Messenger RNA from Epinephelus moara (kelp grouper), 1976 nucleotides. RefSeq lists its product as uncharacterized. The transcript is spliced from 10 exons. Gene Ontology annotation, molecular function: structural molecule activity. Bases 135 to 1418 code for a protein of 427 amino acids. NCBI's taxonomy places the organism in Eukaryota, Metazoa, Chordata, Actinopteri, Perciformes, Serranidae. The record is from RefSeq and is a predicted model, not a curated record.
UCCUGUUCAGAGCAAGCCCCUCCCCCUUCCUGCACACCUGCAUAUAAGCACACUGUCGCAUCAGCAACACAGAGCCUCUUGUAUUCCUCUGGAUCCCACUGUGCCUCCAUCUGAACAAAACACUGCUGCCCAUCAUGGCCUCCAGCAUUUCGAUGAGGAGCUUCUCCAUGAGCCGUCAGCCUUCCUUUUCCAGUCGUUCUCUGAUGGACACUGGCCGUGCUCGCUCCCGCGCUUCGGUCUCUUUUGCUGCAGCCAGCCCGCUGAGCCGUUCGGCCUCCAUCGGCCAGGAUCUCAACGGGCCAGUUAGCCUGCAACUGAACGGCCUCCACGGCAACUGCACCAACGAUAAGGAAGCCAUGCAGAGUCUCAACAGCCGUCUGGCCAACUACCUGGACAAGGUGCGUUCACUGGAGCGCUCCAACGCCGACCUGGAGGCAAAGAUCAAGCAGCUGAUGCUUGACCGCAUUCCCAAAGGUCACGACCUUGAUUCCAUGAUGGCUCAAGCUCAUGCUGUUGAGCAAGAGGUGAGGAAGAGGACCUUGGAAAAUGCUCGUCUCAUGUUAGAGAUUGAUAACGCUAAACUGGCUGCUGAUGACUUCAGAAUCAAGUGGGAGACUGAGCUGGUGAUGUGUCAGUCUGUGGAGCGAGACUGUGUCGCUCUGAAAAAGGCCAAGACCGACCACGAGCAGAUCAUCGCCUCCCUGAGGGGGGAUCUGGACAGCCUGAAAGAAGAACUUUACUUUCUCAAGAAAAACCACGAGGAGGAACUGGAGCAGAUGAAGUCUCGUAUUGCCAGAGAUGAGGUGAAUGUGGAGGUGGACUCGGCCACUGGGCCUGAGCUGGGCACCAUUCUGUCUGACCUGCGUUCCCAGUAUGAGGGGAUUGUCAAGAAGAACAAGGACCAAGCAGAGCAGUGGUACCGCAAGAAGCUGGAGACUGUGCAGAACGAGGUGAAGGAGAGCAAUGAGGCUCUGAGAGGAGCUCAGAGUGAGCUGACCGAGAGGCAGCGCUUCCUGCAGACCCUGGAGGUGGAGCUGGAGAGCCUGCACAAACAGAUAGCAGCGCUGGAGGGUAACCUGGGCGAGACAAGUCAGAAAUACUCAUCUGAGAUGGAGCGGCUGCAGGCCACCCUGAGCCAGCUGGAGGACGACCUCUCCCAGCUCAGGCUGGACAUGCAGCGCACCAAGACUGACUACGAGCAGCUCCUCCGCAUCAAGCAGAACCUGGAGAUGGAGAUUGCCACCUAUAGGCGCCUGCUGGAGGGAGAGGAGACAGUCAAAGAAGUUCCUCCUCCACCAAAGAAGGAGCCUGACGUUCGCACCAGGAAGAUUGUGAAGGUGGUGACUCAGACGAUGGUCAACGGCAAAGUGGUGGACGAAUCCAGCGAGGUGGAGCAGAUUGAGGAGACUAAGAAAUAAAGAAAAAGAGGAAGUGAAGAUGAAAAUUAAAACGGAAAGGGAUGUGAAAAGGAAAAAAAGAGAGAGUGAGAGGAGUGUCAGAAUAUUACACACGAGCUGCGGAGCAUCAUUUAUUACUACAAAGAUAUUGUUUUGAAUAGGGAAUUUUGGAGGGUGGGGGCGUUGCUCGACUAUGAAUGCUUUGUGUUUUCAGAGAAAUGUUUUUCCACAGUUGAUUGAAUUGUUUCUGGUGAUAAUGCAACAAACAUGCUGUAUAUGUCCAGUACUGCUGUAGCUCUGCAUGCUUAAGUUAGAGUAGAGACAUGCAUUUGUGUGAGAGCACCCAACUAACUAGUUCCUACUGUCUUACUAAUUAUAUACUGUGUACUUAAACAAGACAUUUAUUUCUUUGUGUGGAAAAGUUUACUUUAGUAAAUAUAACACAUAUGCUUACUUAUUUUACAAGAUUAUUGAAUUGUCUUUGGCUGUUUUUUGUUUGUACUCUGUCUAAAUAAAGUCUCCUUAAUGCCAUUUGUACCCCUCUGUUCUUAUGUAACAAUAAUAAAGUAAUAAACAUGU